AUGAAUAGUGAUACAGGUCUACAAUUUAAGGGGCUAGGGCUUCAGUUCGCCCCCCUCAACGUCCCGCUAGAGAGACGUCUUCAGACCCUAGCCGUCAUCUACUUCUGGACUUCCUUCAUCUUCAUGGGUAUGUUACCAUCCAUCAUGGGCAUCUACCUCCUCUUCACCGACUACUACUGGGUGACACUCCUAGCAGCGUCUUGGGUAUACUACGACCGCAAGACGCCUCAUCAAGGGGGUAGACGCAUGUCUUGGUUAGGUGUCCGCUCCAUGAUACAGUGGAGUUACAUCAAGGACUUCUUCCCGAUCACUCUUGUGAAGACGGUUGAUUUGGACCCAAAGCAUAACUACCUCCUCGCUGUACAUCCACACGGAAUCAUGAGCUUCGGAGCGGUGAUAAACUUCGGCAGUGAGGCGACGGGGUUCAGCGAGCUUUUCCCGGGCAUCACACCGUCGCUCCUCACACUGAGCGGCUGGUUUAAUAUCCCAUUGGUGAGGGAGUACUUGAUGAUGGGAGGUCUGUGUGCUGUUAGCAAGGACAGCGGUGAUUGGCUGCUGGGUGGUCAGGCGGGUCAGGGCAGAGCUGCCGUCAUCGUUGUGGGCGGCGCUUCUGAAUCAUUGGAGGCGCAUCCAAAUAACCACGUGGUCUAUUUACAUCGACGUAAGGGAUUCGUCAAGAGAGCUAUUGAGAGCGGGGCUUAUCUCGUUCCAUGUUAUUCCUUCGGCGAAGCGGAAAUCUUCAAGCAGAUGCCUAAUCCUCAGGGUUCCAGACUGAGGGAUCUUCAAGUCCGCUUGACUCGACUGGUGGGAUUUGCUCCGCCCAUCUUCCACGGUAGAGGAGUCUUUAACUAUAACUUUGGUUUGCUUCCCUUCCGAAGGGCCAUCUCAACCGUCAUUGGAAAGCCAAUGUACGUCAAAAAGAUCACAAACCCGUCAUCGGAGCAAGUGGAAAAGGUUCACCAGGAAUACAUGGGACACCUGAGGGCGCUGUUUGACGCGAACAAGACCAAGUAUGGGGUUGCAGGAGAUCAGAAUUUGAACUUUAUUUAAAGGCUUAAAAGGGGCCGAUAAGUUGUGUAAAUAAACCAAUUAUAUGUUUAAAGAUUAGACUUUUGUAAAUAUAUAUUUUGAGAUAUUUUUCAUAGUUGUCAUCUGCAAACUUUUACAUUUGAAAAGGGUUUAUUUACUUGAAUUGUCUUAA
Molecule: messenger RNA, 1201 nt
Organism: Asterias rubens (European starfish)
Lineage: Eukaryota; Metazoa; Echinodermata; Asteroidea; Forcipulatida; Asteriidae
Product: 2-acylglycerol O-acyltransferase 2-A-like
Exons: 5
Coding region: 1-1050 (349 amino acids)
Biological process (GO): triglyceride biosynthetic process
Cellular component (GO): endoplasmic reticulum membrane
Molecular function (GO): diacylglycerol O-acyltransferase activity
Source: RefSeq, a predicted model, not a curated record